UAUCGACGCCUUUGAAAACAUGGACCCCAAUAAAGUGGAUGGAGGAGCGAGCAAGAUGAGCGGUGACGGAGACAUUUCAUCCGUCAUGGGAUUUUCUGGGUUUGGUAAGAAAGCCCGCACAUUUGACUUGGAUGCCAUCUUUGAACAGACCCGACGAACAGCCAUUGAAAGGAGUCAGCAUGUUUUAGAGGAGCGAGAGAAGGAGAUGGAAGAGGAAGGGGAGAGCUCCAAGUCAGUCAAAUCAUCAAUCCAAAAUCAGAAAGACAAAGCAUCAGCAGCUGCUUCCAGAAAACAGGAGAGUGACAGCAGCAGUGACAGUGGCUCAGAGUCUGAUUCGGACUCUGAGCUUAUUGGGCCACCAAUGCCUCCUCAACACACAGCCCAGGAUGAUGAUGAGCUUGUGGGACCCCCUCUUCCACCCGGUUACACCGGCAGCGCGGCUCAGAGUGAUGAUGAGGAUCAGGAGGAACAAGAUGACGAUGAGGACAGUCCAGUGAAGAAGAUUCCAGACACGCAUGAGAUUACUCUGCAGCAUGGCACCAAGACGGUGUCAGCUCUUGCCUUAGACCCGUCUGGAGCCCGACUGGUAACUGGUGGAUAUGAUUAUGAUGUUCGUUUCUGGGAUUUUGCGGGCAUGGACCAGGCUCUGCAGGCCUUCAGGUCCCUGCAGCCUUGUGAGUGCCAUCAGAUCAAGACCCUGCAGUACAGCAUCACUGGUGACGUCAUUCUGGUCAUUUCUGGUAAUGCACAGGCCAAGGUGCUGGACCGUGAUGGCUUUAAUGUGAUGGAGUGUGUGAAGGGAGACCAGUACAUUGUGGAUAUGGCCAACACCAAGGGUCAUACAGCAAUGUUGAAUAGUGGCUGCUGGCAUCCCAAGAUUAAAGAGGAGUUCAUGACCUGCUCCAACGAUGGCACGGUGCGCACAUGGGACUUGAGAUCGGAGAAGAAGCACAAGGCUGUGUUCAAACCCCGCUCCCUUCAGGGAAAGAAGGUCAUACCCACAUGUUGCACCUACAGCCGUGAUGGGAAGUUGAUUGCGGCAGGCUGCCAGGAUGGCACCAUCCAGAUCUGGGACAGAAACCUCAGCGUCCAUACAAAAUUCCACUGUCGGCAAGCUCACACACCAGGAUCUGACACCUCCUGCCUCACUUUCUCCUAUGAUGGCAUGACUCUCGCUUCACGUGGGGGUGAUGACACUCUCAAGACGUGGGACAUCAGGAACUUCAGGAAGCCAGUAAAUGUAGCGACUGGAUUAACCAACUGCUUUGCAAUGACUGACUGCUGCUUUAGCCCAGAUGACAAGCUUCUUGUCACCGGGACGUCGGUGAAGAGAGAUGAGGGAAAUGGGAAGCUGGUUUUCUUUGACCGAGCAUCCUUUCAAAAGGUUUAUGAAAUAGAGGUCACCAGUGCGAGUGUCGUCCGCUGCCUGUGGCAUCCCAAACUUAACCAGAUCAUGGUGGGAACUGGGAAUGGACUGGCCAAAGUCUACUAUGAUCCAGUGAAAAGCCACAGGGGGGCAAAGCUGUGCGUGGUGAAGAGCAAGCGGAAAGAGAAACACGCAGAGACACUAACGCAAGAUUACAUCAUCACACCUCAUGCCUUACCCAUGUUCAGAGAGGCCCGACAGCGGAGUACACGGAAACAGCUGGAGAAGGACAGACUUGACCCCAAGAAGUCUCACAAACCUGAACCUCCUGUGUCUGGACCAGGUCGCGGAGGCAGAGUCGCUGCUCACGGCGGCACGCUGUCGUCUUUCAUCGUGAAGAACAUCGCUUUAGAUAAGACGGACGACAGCAACCCGCGAGCGGCCAUCCUGCGCCACGCCAAGGAAGCUUCAGAAAAUCCUUACUGGGUCGCCCCGGCGUACACACAGACACAGCCAGAGCCCGUGUUUGCAGAGGAGUCCGAAGAGGACGAGGAAGCUAACGACGAACCGGAGUGGAAGAAGCGCAAGAUCUGAGCGAUUUGAGCAGCAGAUGGUUUCAUACGGGAUAGUAGACACGGUGGGUCCAGAGCACCACAGCCGCGAGGUCUCAGGAUCAGUCUUAGAAGUUACUGUCAGACACGUAUAUAUUUGCUUCUUUGUUAAGAAGAAGAAUUUUAACGUUCGGGCAUUUUAAUUUAGUGGACGUCAUCUUAUCCUUUCAUUUAAAUUCCUUACAUUUUCCAAAGAUUUCUUUUGUCCUCAUACGUCCCCUGAAUUGGCCUCAAAAAUCAGCUCCAGAUUUUGUGGUUCUGGUUCUGUUGGUCAGCUGUGAAGAAAUACGACCGUUUCAUUUUAUUUUUUUUUAAUUUUGCUUUUUGUUAGUUUUUGUAUGAACCAGUACACAUCUCACAUUCACAAACUAACUUGAACCAACACACCUCUCUACGUGAGACGGUUCUCUACACAUCACUGAAUUAUGAUAUAAAAUAAAAUGACUGUGACAAUGUGAGCACCUCUGGGAGGUUUUUUAUUAAAAUUAGGGCUGACAAUAGAUGUAAUUAAAUAAAAAUGAAUUAAUUAAUCUCACAUAUUCGUUCAUCUAGAUUAAUCACGAUUAAUGAAGUUUGCUUUUCUUCUAAUGACUAAAUCAAUGAGGUAGGUGUCCAAAUGGAAGUCACAGAGCGAUCGGUGCCUAGAGUGGUAAGUUUAACACUUACUUUCCACUCGUUGGUGAUGUGGAGCAAUUCCUCUGCACAGGUCUCAGCAACAGUCAUUGGCAAAGGACCGCAGCUUCCAGUCAUUGUCAAUAAAUUGUGCCGUGUCACCCAGGUAACUUUUAUUUUAUCGAUGGUUCCGUCCCUUAAUUAUUUUUAAUCAUUGCGUUAAUCUCGGCCGUAUUAAUCGCAACAAUUAGCUAAGUUAACUUUGACAGCCCUAAUUCAAAUCUGUUGUGUUUCAGUGAAAGGCGUUUUGCUUGUUUUUCUACAAACUGUAUUCCACCUCAUAUAUAACGAAUUAAAUCUAAACUGAAAAGAUCUAUUUUUAUCAA
Messenger RNA from Solea senegalensis (Senegalese sole), 2975 nucleotides. RefSeq names its product WD repeat-containing protein 70. Gene Ontology annotation, biological process: regulation of DNA double-strand break processing. Gene Ontology annotation, molecular function: protein binding. The transcript has 18 exons. The coding region runs from base 20 to 1960 and encodes 646 amino acids. NCBI's taxonomy places the organism in Eukaryota, Metazoa, Chordata, Actinopteri, Pleuronectiformes, Soleidae. Gene Ontology annotation, cellular component: site of double-strand break; nucleus. The record is from RefSeq and is a predicted model, not a curated record.